AUGAGCAAGUUCGACCUGGUGAUCACCAACGGCCUCGUCGCCACUGCAAGCGACAUCGGUCGCUUUGACAUUGGAAUCAAGGAUGGCAAGAUCAGUUGUCUCGCACCGACGUUUGAACCCGGGGACCUUGAGGGUGUGGAGGUUAUCGACGCUGAGGGCGCAUAUGUCAUGCCAGGCGGUAUCGACGGCCACGUCCACCUGUCACAAGAUUUGAACAGCGGUCCGAACGGUGUCGGUGGCCGCUGUGCGGACGACUUUGAGACGGGUUCCAGGAGUGCCGCAGCAGGAGGCACGACUACAGUCGUCACAUUUGCGCCACAGACCCGCGCAGAGGAAGACCGAUCUCUCAUCGCUUGCGUCGAACGGUACGCUGCCAAGGCUACUGCGACCGGCUCGUACGUCGACUAUGGCUUCCACGUGUACAUUGUGCGCAACGACCCAGAGAUUCUACGUGACGAGCUCCCCAUUUUGGUGAACGAGUGGGGUGUUACGAGUUGCAAAGUGUUCAUGACUUACGAACCGAUCCGGCUGGGGGAUAGGGCUCUCCUCGACGUCAUGUUCGCUGCCAGAAAGAACAAGCUUACAACGCUUGUUCAUGCGGAGAAUGGCGACAUGAUUGAGUGGCUUACAGAGAAACUUGAGGAAAAGGGCAUGCUUGCGCCUUGGUACCACGCUCUUUCCCGACCAACCAUUGCCGCAAGCGAGGCUACGAGCAGAGCCAUUUCACUGGCCCAUUUGGUUCAAAACCCAAUCCUCUUCGUCCAUGUUGGCUCUUCAAUGGCUGCCGAGCACAUUCGGGAAGCUCAGUCCAGGGGUCUUCCUAUCUACGCCGAAACGUGUCCACAGUACUUCAACCUUACUUGGGACGACUUGGCUGUGGGCAUCACCGAACAUGAGGCAAGCAUGGAGGGCGAGGUCUGGGAGCAAGAGUGUCACCACCAGCAGGAGCCGCAUGCUCAUGAGACGUGCGUCGAGCCCGCGAAACUCACCUCCCUCUUGGAGCGAAAGACUGGGGCUUUCAAGUACAUUCCCAACGGCAUUCCGGGCGUAGAGACAAGACUCCCGCUCCUGUACACUGCUGGUCUCCUCGAGGGCCACAUCACUCCGCAAAAGUUCGUGGAGAUCACCUCGACCAAUCCCGCCAAGAUCUAUGGGCUGUAUCCGCGCAAGGGAGCAAUUAUGCCUGGCUCGGACGCGGAUCUUGUGAUUUGGCACCCAGACAAGUCGUUCAAGUCGUUCAAGCUACAAAACGACAUGCUCCACCAUAACGUCGACUACUCCCCCUACGAGGGUCAGGAGUUCCGCAACUGGCCACGCUACACCAUCCUUCGCGGCAAGGCCGUCUUCGCAAAUGGAGAGCUUGUGGGAGAGUGUGGCUAUGGACAGUACCUCAAGCGGGGGCCAAGUGUACUUCCUGGGUACCUUCCGGGACAGGAGAAGAUCGUGAGGCAUGUUGCUGGUUGGCUGUACGACUAG
Apiotrichum porosum is the source of this 1476-nucleotide messenger RNA. RefSeq lists its product as uncharacterized. The coding region runs from base 1 to 1476 and encodes 491 amino acids. Lineage: Eukaryota; Fungi; Basidiomycota; Tremellomycetes; Trichosporonales; Trichosporonaceae. The transcript is spliced from 12 exons. The record is from RefSeq and is a predicted model, not a curated record. Gene Ontology annotation, molecular function: hydrolase activity, acting on carbon-nitrogen (but not peptide) bonds.